Molecule: messenger RNA, 2293 nt
Organism: Morus notabilis
Lineage: Eukaryota; Viridiplantae; Streptophyta; Magnoliopsida; Rosales; Moraceae
Product: CBL-interacting protein kinase 2
Exons: 2
Coding region: 545-1930 (461 amino acids)
Biological process (GO): signal transduction; protein phosphorylation
Molecular function (GO): ATP binding; protein kinase activity
Source: RefSeq, a predicted model, not a curated record
UUUUCCAACACAAUAAAAAUCGCUCUCAUUUUCCUUUCUCUUCGCAAUUCCGUUUUUCCCAGCGAGAUUUUCUUUCGUAUCUACAAAUCAAGGUGAGCUGCGCCUGAUUGAUUUGCUGUAAAUUUGGAAAUUUUGCUUUCUGAGUCUCAGUUGUUCCAUAAAAGUUCAACUGCAUCCUCUACCGCGCUUGGCUAUCCAAAAAUUGCAGGGAAUGCAGAAAGAUGUGCUUGAAAGCUGAGAACUAUUCUAUUGACAUUAUUGAGCUUGUCGCUCCAUUUGGGCUGACUUCUUUUAUCUAUGAUGAGCUUGGAGGUUUAAUUCACGGCACAUAUCAGUCCUGUGCGCAAAUACACAAUGCUGCAAGGAAUUCAAGGGAACAUGUCUUUUCAAAACACGAUGUCUGUGAAGACGGUUGAGGAUCUGCGUUUGUUUUAAUAGAUACGGUAUCUUACACUAUUACCAUCUGGUAAAGUAGAGAUACGGUAUCAUAUACUGUAGCAUCAGGUAAAGUAGCUUAUAUUUGUAUAAGAAUUAUAGCUUCAAAAUGGAAAGCAAAGGAAGUGUUUUGAUGCAACGGUAUGAAUUGGGGAGACAUUUAGGCCAAGGAACCUUUGCCAAAGUUCACUAUGCAAGGAACCUGAAAACUGGCACGGGUGUAGCCAUUAAAAUAGUCGAUAAAGAGAAGGUCUUGAAGGUUGGGAUGAUUGAUCAAAUUAAACGAGAGAUUUCUGUAAUGAGGCUGAUUAGACAUCCCAACGUGGUGGAGCUUUAUGAGGUAAUGGCCAGCAAAACCAAGAUUUACUUUGUCAUGGAAUAUGCUAAAGGAGGCGAGCUCUUCAACAAGGUUGCUAGAGGAAAGCUGAAGGAGGAUGUUGCAAGAAAGUAUUUUCAGCAGCUGAUUAGUGCUGUUGAUUACUGCCACAGUAGAGGCGUGUGCCAUCGAGAUCUGAAACCAGAAAACCUGCUUUUGGAUGAGAAUGGGAAUCUAAAGGUUUCAGAUUUUGGGCUAAGUGCACUUGCUGAAUCUAAGCGUCAAGAUGGAUUGCUCCAUACAACAUGUGGGACUCCUGCAUAUGUUGCUCCUGAAGUAAUCAACAGAAAAGGCUAUGAUGGUGCGAAAGCUGAUAUAUGGUCGUGUGGUGUGAUUUUAUUUGUUUUACUGGCCGGAUACCUCCCAUUCCGUGACUCAAAUCUAAUGGAGAUGUACAGGAAGAUUGGUAAAGGUGAAUUCAAGAUGCCCAACUGGUUUGCACCAGAAGUGCGGAAGUUGGUGUCGAAGAUGUUGGAUCCAAAUCCGAGAACCCGGAUAUCCAUGGAGAAAAUAAUGGGGAAUUCCUGGUUCCGUAAGGGGUUGGAUACCAAACCCAUAAUUUUCGAAAAAGAAGAUGCAGAACCAGCCCCUUUGGAUGCUGAUGCAGUCUUUGGACGUUUAGAAGAUCUUAGCUCCAUGACCGACUCAAAGCAAGAACUAUCAAAGCCUUGCUGUAACUUGAACGCAUUUGAUAUCAUCUCCUAUUCUGCAGGCUUUGAUUUGUCUGGUUUGUUUGAGGAAACUGAGCGGAAAAAGGAAGUGCGAUUUACUUCCAACAAAUCUGCUUUUACCAUCAUCUCAAAGCUGGAAGACAUCGCCAAGCGUCUGAGACUGAAAAUAAAGAAAAGAGAUGGAGGAUUGUUGAAGUUAGAAGGGUCCAAGGAGGGUCGUAAAGGAAUCGUGGGCGUUGAUGCGGAGAUAUUUGAGAUCACCCCUCUUUUCCAUAUGGUGGAAAUGAAGAAGUCAAAUGGCGAUACGUUGGAGUAUCAGAAGCUGAUGAAGCAAGACAUAAGACCAGCUCUCAAGGACAUCAUUUGGACUUGGGAAGGGGAGCAACAGCAGCAGCAGCAACAGCCGCCCCAAAUUGCAGUGCAAGAGCAAGAACAAGUGCAAGAGUAGCAACAACGGCAGCUGACUCACCAUGUGCUCCCGAUGCAGGUAGUCAUACCGCAGGAGUCGUAGGCCAAAGUUUUGUGUGUUCUCUGUUUUUCAUUGUUGGGUCAAGGUGGACUUACGAAUAUUAUUUUUUACUAUUCAAUCUUUCUGUGCCUUAAUUGAUUUCGAACUAAAAGCAAAGAUUUCAACUUGCUGACUUGUAUGGAGAAAUGUCGGAAGAUGUAAGCUUUGAAAUGUUUUCGAGUGACAAUCUUUUCUAGUUGUUUUAAUUUUUAUUCCUUUAUUUUGAAAUAGCAAUUAUUUUAGUCGCAGCAUAUAUCAAUCUCAUCAAGUGUGUGAGGAUUAUAAUAGGAACGUCAUUCUUGG